Messenger RNA from Oryzias melastigma (Indian medaka), 2276 nucleotides. RefSeq names its product neurolysin (metallopeptidase M3 family) (gene nln). Gene Ontology annotation, molecular function: metalloendopeptidase activity. The transcript is spliced from 13 exons. Gene Ontology annotation, biological process: peptide metabolic process; proteolysis. The record is from RefSeq and is a predicted model, not a curated record. NCBI's taxonomy places the organism in Eukaryota, Metazoa, Chordata, Actinopteri, Beloniformes, Adrianichthyidae. Bases 98 to 2218 code for a protein of 706 amino acids. Gene Ontology annotation, cellular component: mitochondrial intermembrane space.
AGCCACGCUUUUUUCCUCUCCCUGGAUUCCAGUGACAGUAAGGCGGAAGAAAGGAGGUUUUUACGCACUGGUUGAUGCACGGAGCCGCGCAUGAGCCAUGUGUGCGCUCAGAGUGGUGUUUUGCGGAACGCUCCGCAGGUUCUCUAAGCACCGUCUCAGAAUGACCAUCCCUCAUGACUCGGUAACGCCAUCCAGAGACUGCUGUCAGGCUGCCGGGAGCAGAAACACUCUGAGGUGGGAUCUGACUCCGGAGGAGAUCCGAUCCAUGACAGACGGUCUGAUAGACAGAGUUCAGAAGGUGUACGAUGAGGUCGGAUCUCUGAGCGUGGAGAACGUCUCUGUUGAAAACACUCUGAAGGUGCUGGCGGAUGUCAGGCUGGACUAUGCGUCGUCGCGGCACGUCCUGGACUUCCCUCAGUACGUUUGUCCUCGUAAAGACGUGCGCUCGGCGAGCACAGAGGCCGACAAGAAACUGUCCGACUUCGAUGUGGAGAUCAGCAUGAGGGGAGAUGUCUUCAAACGGAUCACUGCCUUACAGAAAAAACAUCAAGACGAUCUGUCUUGGGAGGAGAAGAGAUUCUUGGACAGACUUGUAACUUUGGGUCAGAGGAAAGGACUCCAUCUUUCUGAGGACAUACAGGAGGAAAUCAAAAGAACUUCCAAGCUCAUCAGUGAGCUCUCCAUAGAGUUCAACCAGAACCUGAACGAGGACGCCACGUUUCUGGUGUUUUCUGAGCAGGAACUGGGCGGCCUCGCCGACAGCUACCUCAACGGCCUGGAGAGGACGGCCGAGGGCCGCUACAAGGUGACGCUGGAGUAUCCUCAUUACUUCCCGCUGAUGAAGAGGUGUUACAACCCCGAGACCAGGAGGAAGAUGGAAAUGGCUUUUCACAGCAGGUGUAAGGAGGCGAACACGGCCAUCUUGGAACAGCUGAUACAACUCAGGGCAAAGGUCGCAGACCUACUGGGUUACGGCAGCCACGCCGAGUAUGUGCUGGAGAUGAACAUGGCCAAAAACCCCAGCAGGGUGUCCAGCUUUAUCGAGGCUUUCUACCAGCGUCUGAAGCCCGUCGGACUCAAGGAGAGGAAAUACAUUUUGUCUCUGAAGAAGAGGGAGUGCUUGAUGAAGGGCUACACGUUUGACCAGCAGAUCAACGCCUGGGAUUUGCCCUACUACAUGAACCAAGUGGAGCAGUGCAAGUUUGCCGUGAACAAGGACAAGCUGAUCGAGUAUUUCCCUCUGGAGGCGGUGACCGAGGGGCUCUUCGGCAUCUACCAGGAGCUGCUGGGCCUCUCCUUCACCGAGGUGGAGCACGCCGACGUGUGGCAUGAGAACGUGAAGCUUUACUGCGCCUGCGACGCUGAAACGGGGGAGCAGGUGGGGCAGUUUUACCUGGACCUUCAUCCGAGGGAAGGGAAAUACGGCCAUGCAGCUUGCUUUGGCCUGCAGCCGGGAUGCAGAGGGCCUGAUGGGAAACGGAGGCUUCCGGUAGCAGCUAUGGUGGCAAAUUUCACCAAACCGAGCAAAGGUUGGCCCUCGCUCCUCCAACAUCAUGAAGUGGAGACGUACUUUCACGAGUUUGGUCACGUCAUGCAUGAAAUCUGCUCUAAGACCACAUUUUCAGAAUUCAGUGGAACUCAGGUGGAGACGGAUUUUGUGGAGGUUCCCUCUCAGAUGCUGGAGAACUGGGUUUGGGAGAAGGAGCCUCUGAGGCGGAUGUCUCGCCACUACAGAGACGGUACGCCCAUCCCGGACCAACUGCUGGACAAACUCAUCGCUUCCAGAGUGGCCAACACAGGCCUGAUGAACCUCCGUCAGGUGGUCCUCAGUAAAGUGGACCAGACACUUCACUCCAGUAGAAGUUCAGACACAGCUCAGGUGUUUGCAAAGCUCUGCCAGGACAUCCUGGGGGUCCCUGCAACUCCAGGUACUAACAUGACGGCCAGUUUCAGCCACUUGGCUGGAGGAUACGACGGUCAGUACUACAGCUACCUGUGGAGCGAAGUUUUCUCCAUGGACAUUUUCUUCAGUCGCUUCAAGAAGGAGGGCAUCAUGAAUCCAAAGGUUGGAAAGGAGUACCGAAGAGUGGUUUUGGAGGCGGGGGGGUCUGUGGAUGGAAUGGAGAUGCUGAAGUCCUUCCUGGGACGGGAACCUCAGCAGGAGGCCUUCUUUGAGUGUAAGGGACUGGUUGGGUCGGAGGAAACACAAACCAUGUAAUCAAGGAUUCUGUCAUCUAUAGAAUAAACAUUCAGUCUAAAAUAAAAGGAUAAAUCUG